Messenger RNA from Trifolium pratense (red clover), 972 nucleotides. RefSeq names its product glucose-induced degradation protein 8-B homolog. Gene Ontology annotation, molecular function: protein binding. NCBI's taxonomy places the organism in Eukaryota, Viridiplantae, Streptophyta, Magnoliopsida, Fabales, Fabaceae. The coding region runs from base 194 to 841 and encodes 215 amino acids. Gene Ontology annotation, cellular component: cytoplasm. Gene Ontology annotation, biological process: cell surface receptor signaling pathway; cytoskeleton organization. The transcript has 8 exons. The record is from RefSeq and is a predicted model, not a curated record.
AAGUUCAUAUUAUGCAUACAACAUUGCCAAUAAUACACUCACCCAUAUGAAAAGAAAAAACAGAGAAUCUAUUUUCUCCAAUCAUCACCUUCCCAAUUUCUCCGAUCAUCUCAAUUCGAGGGUGACCAACUUCACUGUCAUCCUCCUCCACCGUCACAUAUUCGGAGAAUCCUAAUUCGACACCUAUUCAACCAUGGAUGUUGAUCCUCGCCAAUACGACAACAUUGCUAUAAAUGAAAAAGACGUUUCCAACAUUGUUCUGUCAUACCUUAUACAUAAUUGCUUUGAAGAGUCAGCCGAGUCAUUCAUUGCCAGCACUGGGUUGAAGAGGCCUACAGAUUAUUUGGAUAACAUGGAGAAAAGAAAAAAAAUCUUCCACUAUGCACUGGAGGGAAAUGCACUUAAGGCUAUUGAGCUCACUGAGCAGCUGUCUCCGGAAAUUCUUGAGAAGAAUACGGAUUUGUUGUUUGAUCUUCUAAGCCUUCAUUUUGUAGAGCUUGUCCGCACUAGGAAAUGCACAGAAGCUUUGGAGUUUGCUCAGACCAAGUUGAGCCCUUUCGGAAAGGAGGGAAAAUAUAUGGAAAAACUAGAAGAUUUUAUGGCCCUUCUCGCUUAUAAGGAGCCAGAGGAUUCCCCAAUGUUUCAUUUGCUAAGCUUGGAAUAUCGUCAACAGUUUGCUGAUAGUUUGAAUCGAACUAUCCUUGCAUACUUUAACCUUCCUAACUACACAGCAAUGGAGAGGCUUGUACAGCAGGCCACAGCAGUUAGACAAUGCUUAAAUGAGGAGGCCGGAAAGGAUGCACCUCGGCUAUUUUCUUUGAAAGAAUUUAUUAAAAUGUGAUGAUCUUCUAGAAAUUGUGGAUUUUAUGCCUGAUUAUUUUAUGUUGGAUUAUGUAAUCAUAGGUGUAACUAGAUUGCAUGUCCGUGCGUUUGCACGAGUCAUAUAUAUUUAUAUAUUGAGAUUGUACAAUA